Heterobilharzia americana is the source of this 4175-nucleotide messenger RNA. Lineage: Eukaryota; Metazoa; Platyhelminthes; Trematoda; Strigeidida; Schistosomatidae. The record is from the annotation of a GenBank genome assembly.
GUGCGUCUCACUGACGCGCGGUAUUAGAAAGUUUAUCCAGUGUUCGCUUACGAAUGGUUUUAUCCACUUAAUAUUAUUAUUACUGCAUAAUAUGGUUGCCGCAGUCUCCCGAAGCGUUAUGCUUAAAAUGGAGGAUAAAAUUAGCUCGCGUAAUCAUGUUGAGUCCAAAUUAUCUGAACCUCAAAAAUCUAGUCACACUAUUCAGUCUUUUGUUGAUAAUAAGAGUAAAUCGGAUAAUAAUUAUCAUGAUCAUACGUUGAAACCUGAAGCCUGUAUUAGGACGGUUACCAAGGUUGGUUUCGUGAAUUUGCCAUAUCAGAUCCAUCGGAAAGCUGUUCGACGAGGUUUUGUAUUUAAUCUUAUGGUUACCGGAUACUCAGGUCUGGGAAAAUCUACUUUUAUCAAUGCCCUCUUUUGCACAGAUUUGUAUAAUAAUGACUAUCCUGGUCCUUCAAAGCGUUCCCAUUCCUUGGGAACUCAUGUAAAUGCAAAGACUUUUGUACUAAGUGAGGCCAAAGUUUCCCUGUUACUAACUCUAAUUGAUACUCCGGGCUUUGGAAAUGAUCUGGAUAAUUCGAUAAGUUGGAAACCUUUGGUCAAGAAUAUCGAUUCCCGUUUUGAAUCUUAUCUACGAUCUGAACUGAAUGUUUCUCGAACAGCUGUUGGAUCUGGUGCAUCAUACCAACCAAGCUUACCGGAUGACAAACGAGUGCACUUAUGUUUAUACUUCGUUUCUCCUAAUGGACAUGGUCUACAUCAACUAGACAUAGAAACUCUAAAGCAGCUGCAUAAUAGAGUCAAUGUUGUUGUUAUAAUUGGUAAAGCUGAUAGUCUUACACCAGAUGAAUGUGUCCAGUUUAAACAGACAAUACUUCACGAGUUGAAUCAUCACAAUAUUAAACUGUAUGAUUUCCCUGAAUCUGUUGUCCAGUCAAGUGUUGUAGAUGAGUCACGUUCAACCAAUGAUGUUCGUCAGGCUCGAGCACGUCAACCAUUUGCAGUAGUUACCAGUAAUCAUCUUGUUUCCCUACCAGACGGCAGAAAGGUAUAUGGCCGAUCCUAUCCAUGGGGUAUUGUUGAAUGUGAAAAUCUUGCACAUAAUGAUUUCAGUGCCUUAAAAAGUUUGUUGAUGAGUAUGUAUAUGCAGGUUAGUUAUAUAAUUUCUUCCUCAUCCUUGAUUCUUUCAUACUAAAUAUUUUUAACUCCAGUUAAAUUUUCACUGACUUCUAUAUCUCACUUAUUAAUAGACAAAUGGAAAUAUUAGCUGAAUAAAAGCUUGUGUUAAAUAGAGUCACGCGAAGAAUUGUUAGAAUGGAAUUUAAUGAGGCUGACGUAACUGUUAAGGAGCAAUGUGAAUUAAUUCUAAGAAUGUUCAGUGCAUACUAAUAUCAGAAUGGAUUUAACAGGAUGUUCUACUCUCUAGGUUUCUUCCUAUAGAAAAAUUUAAACUGCUAACAACAUCUCAUUGCCACGUAAUUGCCUACUUGAUUGUAUAAUUCAAUGAAAAUCAGCGUCAUUAGAGCUGUAAUGUACUAGAAACAGUGGGGUUAUCUACAACAUAUGAUAAAAACCUUUGUCUGAAAAACGGUAAUGUAUUUAUUACAAUACACUUUGAACAACAUGAUCACACAUAAACUUGUUUAGGUGUUUUAUGCAUAAUAUUUUCGUUAAAAAGAUGAAGAACAAAAGUUUUCAUCUUUCAUCCACCAGGUAUUAUCCUAUGUGGUAACUUUCAGAAUUGAUCUGGUUAUGAUGUAGUCUAUUUUCUCAUUAUCAACUUAAGAUUUGUAAGCAGAAUUCUUACUCAUAAGAUGAAUAUGACCUACUGCUUAUAUAAGCACAAGCAGUCACAAUUUUAUCCAACAGGUACACACUAUAUUUUUCAGAGUGGAACCAAAGAUUGUCAGAUGACUUCUGAGAAUUCAUCACCAACUUUCUAUCACAUAGAAUAAAAAUAAAAUAGAAUGUACCCUCAAGGUACAUAUUAUGCUAUUGAGUUGAGUUUAAGAAUUGUGCUCCCUUGAACAUGAUCUGUCACUGAUUAAGCAUGACCUGGUGGUAACAACGCUUCAUUUAUGCUUUACAUUUUAUGGCUGAGUCAGGUGUAAAGCUCAACAUUUUCGCUUUACUUGUCCAUCAGUCUAACUUGUCUCAGCCACAUCAUGAUCACAAAAAUGAAGGAAUUUAUUAUAAAGGAUUUCAGCUUCACGGUAAUGGGUACUUUCAUCACACAACUUUCAGUUACAAGCACAAUAAUCAUUCGAUAGACAGCAAACUUGUAUAAUUUUUAUCGAAGGAAAUAUUCCGGAAAAUGGUUUACCUGAUAAAGCGGUAACGCUAAGACAAUUAAGGUCAUACCUGUUUGACUAUAGGCAGAAACCCAUCAUUAUUUUGUUAGCAUAGUAACUUCCCUUUCGAUAUUACUCAAUCCCAAUGUCAUAGACUUCGUUCUCAUUCCAUGUACAAUUUCUUUCCCAACCAAUUUCUUUUUUUUCAUCCACACAACAUGUAGUUCAUUUGCUUCUCUAAUUCAAUCAAAUCAAAAUUUUCUUUAAAAAUAUAUGUUAUCUUUUGACUGAUAAAUGUUAUGAUGCCCCAGUCUUCGAUAAAACAUUGUUAUUUAUCUGAACAUUUUAACGUGUCAUUCCCACAUUAUUUUUUACGGUAUGACUAAAUAGUCUAUUUCUGCCACCAUUGUAAGGUAGUUUACUGAUUGGUUAACUUUUACUCUUACUAUGCGAAUUUCUCCAAUUGCGGACAAGGUCAUUUUUCAUAUGUAUACUUAUUCACGUGUUUUGGAUUGAUUCGUUGUUAUUAUAUUAUAUUCUCGGAGUAAUACACUCUCCUAUCUGCCAGCUUCGGUCUUCUCUCUAUUCGUCCCGGGGUUGCAGCCAGUGUCUCUUGCGUACCAAGUUAGCUGUCAGCUAAGCGCACGUAUUAUAUUCAUUUCGGAAUACAUACAUAUACCAUUAGCGCUUCGAACCCAUAACAGUGGCGACGGGGAUGGGUACCAAAUAGAUGCUAAGUAGAAGUAUAAGAGUUUCUAUAAACCACAAUGCACAAACUUUUCAAUGAUACAUCUAAGCAGUUUGUAUCACUAAUUUUAACAAUAUUCCGUGGAUUAUCAUUGACCAUUUGAAAAUAUCACGUUAUUGUUUUUGACCAUUAAGGUAUGAUUCUUAAAAACUAUCAGGGUAAGGGAGAUAGAUCAAUGUAGAAACUUAAAACAAGUUACAUCAGUUUAAUUUGCCAGUUUUUUUAACACCAUAUGAAGAGAAAAUAAACAGAGAUAUAAUGAUGCAAAGAGACUACAAGAGAGAGAUAUAGUGAAUGAAUGAAGGCGAAUAAAAUGUUCAUAAUUUCGAAAAUGCCAAAGAGUGAAUAUAUCUACUCUAUGAUGUUCAAUUUUAGACUGUAUCAUCAAUGGCUUCUAGUUAUUGACUCCUUGCAUAGUUGGAAAAGAAAUUAAGGAUGAUAUCUAUCAAUACUAGACAUUAUAAUUUUCAUGAAAAUCAUGAUACAAAGUAAAAUUUUCUGAUCAAAAGAAAUUCAUUAUUAUUACAAAACUCUGUAUUCAAAGCUGCAUUUAUCUAUUAAUCUUAGCUGAAACAAGUUAAUUGUGCCUGAACUUCUCUUAACUUACAAGAGGCAUAUAUAUGACCUGCAUACGGAUAAUACUUUCAAAUGUAAUGUAUACGUCUCAACUAAAUCUUUCUUGUUGGUAAUUAAAAUUUAUUGAAUCGAAAGUAUAUAACUUUUUAACCAUUUGAUAUCUAUGUACUUAUUUCUGAAAUCAUCAAAUUUAUGUACAGUAGAAAGAUUUAGAUGACUAUCAAAAACAUACUAUGGUCAUGAAUUUGUAACUAUUUGCCUAUUCUAUAUCAUUUUAUUCUGGAUACUUUUCUUUAUAAUCUUUGUGAUUAGAUGUUUCUAUGGAAUUAUAUUCUCUGAACUGAAUAUCAUAUUAUUCUCAUGACUUGAAGAAAGAAUUUCUCCAUCAUUCUAAUACAUGAAGUGUAUUGUAAAAAUCUAAAUGCUCACCAUUGAACAGUUAUUUUAAGGAAUAUGAUGUAGUAUUAUUGGUAACAUUUGUCAAUUUUUUUAAAUUUAUUUUAUCAUAUAUAUGCUUUUUAUUUCUGAAAUAAAUUUCACAGGAUUUAAUUGAUGUUACACAU